Molecule: messenger RNA, 3588 nt
Organism: Arachis duranensis
Lineage: Eukaryota; Viridiplantae; Streptophyta; Magnoliopsida; Fabales; Fabaceae
Product: serine/threonine-protein phosphatase 7 long form homolog
Exons: 3
Coding region: 122-682 (186 amino acids)
Biological process (GO): meristem maintenance; meristem development
Source: RefSeq, a predicted model, not a curated record
GGCAUCUCUGAAGCGUUUUCAGAAAAAGCUAAACAGAGCAUUGUUUCUCAUUCUCCUCUUAUUGAAACGGCAAGAAAGAGACACAGACCAGCAUCUUUGCAAUCUUCCCCAGUGAACCAGAAUGAAACAGAUGCAACGGCGCGUGAAGAAGGGGUUAGUGUGGAAGGUGGACCUACGACAAUGGCAAAAGCCGCAGUAUGAAGUCGCAAGCUUGGAUUGUAUUUUGAUGGAGGAGCAGUUAUUGGGUUAUGAGGGUGAGAUGUACCGAUUGGACCAUGCAGAGCACAUUGCUGGCAGGUUCGAUCGAGUGGUGCCUCGGAUCUUGCGCACCAGGAGGAAUUUGAUGACACGGCUGCUGGAGCAGAUUAGGCCAUAUCUCAGACGAGUCAGGUUUGAGUAUGCGGCCUAUAUGGUCGAGUUCGAGCACGAUUGGCCACUUGCCUCGGCUUUGAUAGAAAGGUGGAGACUUGAGUCCCACACGUUUCAUUUACUGUGCGGAGAGAUGACUAUCACCCUGCAGGACGUGGCCUAUCAGUUGGGACUCAAGAUCGACAGUGAUCCUGUGAGUGGAUGCAUUGGUGGGUGGGAGCAGCACCAUCAGGGAUGCACCAUCGAGGAGUUAUGUGAGAAGAUUCUGGGUGUUGUUUCCAACCCAGACGACAGAGAGUCACAGACGAAGUAGACUGUGAAGCUCACUUGGUUCCACAACACGGUUUGUGGAGAGCUGGAGUAGGACAUCACAUAGGUGUGCCUAAUGAGGUACACAAGAGGGUACAUUAUGCAGUUGAUAGGGGACUUUCUAUUCCCAAAUGCAUCUGACUCUCAGGUGCACAUCAAGUGGCUCCCCCUACUGGAGGACCUUGAUACGUGUGGUCAGUUAUCGUGGGGCUCGACUGUACUGGCAUGGCUGUACCACCAAAUGUGCCAUGCCACAGAGCAUGGUCAACGUAAUUUGGGUGGGUGUGUCAGCUUGCUGCUGUCCUGGGCUUAUCACCAUAUUCUGCUGCUACGGCCUGACGGCUUUAAUACUCGUCGAUUUCCUUUGAUGGAGAGGUAUUAUAAAUACUUACAAUAACAUUUCAUAUUAUUAUUACUUAGUUAAUUAAAUUGAGAGAUACACAGGAUGUACAAACCGCUUCCAAUCAAGUCUUGCAUGAGAGCAAGUUGCGAGGGCGUGACGACAAGGAAGGUGAAGAGCCUGAAAUAUCCACAACGACACUUACCCUUAUUAAGUAGCACCUGAUAAUUCUGUUGCCUAGACCCAGGAACUGCCGCUAACUCUUCAACCGUGAAGUUUGUCCCCGAUCGAUCAAAUUGGUACACAUUCAUAGUAUUCACGUGCUUAGAGUUGAAGUCUAUGGCUUUCACCAAUGUCUAAGAGAAUUCAGCACAGACUUGAAGUUGGGCCAGUGCCUCGGAACACUUCCUUGCAAAUAGUUCACCCAAUCAGAAAUAACUUGACUUAACAAGAGCCGUGAUCGACAAAUUGCAGGAACCCUUCAUAAUAGCGUUAAUGCACUCGGAGAUAUUGGUCAUCAGAUGACCAAAUCGAAGACCCUCAUCAGCAUACUGUGCCCACCGUGACCGUGGCAUUUCUUCAAGCCAGUUUGUGAUUACUAUAUUUUUUCCCCUCAGCCGGCCAAAAUAAUGAGCAAACUCACGCUACGACUUUGAAUACGCUGCGUUAAUAAGAACCUUCUUCAAGUUUUUGUUCUUAAAGUGACUCAUGAAGUUGGCUGCAAUGUGUCUUGUACAAAAUGCCUGGAAGGCGUGAGGUGGUUUCCAUAAACUCCCUUCGCCGUUCAGUAUACCAUCAAUGGAUUUGUGUCUGUUUGAAAUCAUUAAGAGCCCGGGUUGUGGUGUGACAUGCUCUUGCAGGUACGACAGAAAGAACGACCACGUCUCCUUUGUCUCACCCUCAACAACGGCAAAUGCAAUAAGCAGAAUGUUUGCGUUGCCGUCUUGAGCUAUGGCCAUCAGUAAGGUCCUACUGUAUUUACCAUAUAAGUGAGUGCCAUCAAUGGAAAUAAGUGACUUGCAAUGCUUUAAAGCCUCAACACACAGUGGAACGUCCAAAAGACCCGAUAAAACAUGACUGUGUCGGUGGAACCAAGCCAAGGCUGAGUCACUAGUUGCACCUAAGUACCUAAAGAGACAUAAUUAGUUGGCUUAUUGUACACGUCUGAAUUUUUUAACAGUGAAUAACCAAAGUUGAAAUAAAUCUUAUCAGGCAUGUACAUCUGCAUAGUGAAUAACCAACGAGGAAGCUCGUUGUAUGACUCCUCCCAAUUGCCAUAUAUUCUAGCAAUGACUAUCUGUUUUGUAAGCCAAACCAUUCUGUAGGACGCCUUGUAACCAAAGUGAUUCUCUACACCUCAUUGGAUAACCCUGAUGCUGAUUAGAUUAGCUUUGACUAUCGUGAAAAUGUGUUGUGUAAUCACUUUCGAAUUUAACCUACCAUGAUAUUAUCCCAUCAAAGUUUGCAUGCAAGAAUGAGGCCCAGUGUAUCACCUAACCUCCCACUUUUCUUGAUUUUGGCGAUAUGAUAUGAGUAUGCUCCAAUUACAACCAGGUCUAAACUGGAUACACUAUGCAUUGUACCUCAACUGGUCACUCUCUACUAUUUUGUAAUCCGCAGCCCUCUUGAUACUAUACUGCUUAACUACCAACAUGACUUUUUCUUUGUUAUUAAAUUGUUUUCCAACCUCAAACUCGUUGCUUGGAUCCUCUUUAGGGCCUCCCUGGGUAAACAACCAAUUCGAAGUCAUUGUAUCAAGAUUCAACCUCGUGAAAUAAUCCGGCCGGUCAUAUGGUCGAGAAAUGGCAGGCUGUAUAAGGGUGAUCUGUGUGUCACCGUAGUAGUUCAUCUCUUCUUCCUCAUCACCAUCAUUAGAAAUUUCAGGUGGUUCUUCAUCAGCAUCGUCUCUGUCGUCGGGGUUAACUUCAUACUAAUCCAUCAUCGGAUCUCUGAUAGUAGAACCAUCAUGACUUUCAACACCGUCGUCCAUUAUGUCAACAUUACGAACUUCAACAUUAGACCGCUCCUGACUACCUUUAGGUGGCAUAUUUAAAUCUACCAUAGUUCUUCUGAUAGUUCGUCUAACAGCUCCACUCAACAGAGUAUCAUCGACAGUAUCUGCAGAUGAUCCUCAACCACCCACUUCAACGAAAUACACGAAUAAUUCCAACAGAUGAAUAUUUGACCAUCAGUUGUGCCACGACCUUAUAAGCCAUACGUCCUCGUCAUCGCGCAAACAGUACCUAAUUAAAGAAAAUAAAAAUAUUUCUCACAACUGUGGUCUGAUAAAUAUAAUAGCAAUAGAGACAAUACAACUAUAAUAUACUUUUGAGUAAAGUGUCGUUUUUAUCCCCAAUGUUUGGGGUAAGUCUUAAAGUUGUCCCUAACGUUUCAAUCGUCCUAUUUAAGUCCCUAACGUUUCAAAACUGACUCAAUGUUGUCCUGCCGUUAGGGAUCCGUUAACAGAAUUGACGGCGAGACAAAAUUGAGACUAUUUUGAAAUGUUAGGGACUUAAAUAGGAUGAAAACGUUGGGGACAAAAAUGAUACAUAGAAAUAAAUUUUAAUUUU